CUGUUUAACCGGAAGUGUUCUAAUGACCGUCAGCUUAUGAGGACGAGUUGACGAAAGUUAAAUUGUUCGCGCGUUGAUAAGAACUCAGACAACAAUUUGACCCCUUAAACAAGGUUUACAUACACGUGCUUAGUGCCUCGCUCGACGAUCGAUCAUGUGGUACGAAAUAUUGCCAAGUUUCGCCGCUAUGACGGUGUGUCUCUUCAUUCCGGGAAUCGCCACAGCUCAACUCCACAAACUGUCGAACGGUGGGAAGGAGAAGCGGAUCGCCCGGGUUCCUUACCAGUACUACCUGAUGGAGAGGGACAAGAGGGUGUCUGGAGUGGGAAAACACUACGUCUCCAAGGGCUUGGAAAAUAUUCACUGAAGAUUCUGUGAUGAUCCUGACUUGUUUGCUCAUUUAAUGUAUAUUAAAUAUGUAAAUCUUGUGUUUAAAAAUGUCUGCUGGUUGUGUUUUAUUGGUUAAAUGGUAAAAGCAGGUGCUUUUCAGUGUGCACAAUGUGGAUGAUUUGUAACACAUUACUCAACACGCAAAAUUACAACCAAGAACUACAGGCUCAUGGGCUUGGCCUUUAAUCCCUGCACUACCUAGUUCUGAUAUUUGGUCUAGUUUAAUUUGAAAGCAUGUAAGAUAUUUCCUGCACUAUUUGAGGGGGGAAAAAAGCUAUGAAAUUUCUAGACUGAGUACAGCUUUGUUCAGUAAGGGCUAGAUGCAGAUAGCGAUGAGUAACUUAUUCUAAGAGCAAUUAACCACUUGAGUGUUACAGUAAAUUUAGGAUGGCCUGUGAGCAGCCUACAGUCCAUGGCCAUGUCCUAUGCACUCCUUUGAAGAAAAAUGUCCUGAUCUGUAGUGUAACAACUUUAUGUACAAUGUCCUUUGUUACAGAUUGACAUCAUUCAAGAUGAUAGUUAUACCUACUGUGCACAGUAAUCUUUGUACUAUUAAAGUUCAGGGUGGUCUUAAGAUCAAUGAGCAAGUACCUUUUCGUGAUGUUUUACUAGACACGAGAAACCCCGGAAAUGGUUUUCUGCAUUUGAUUUUACAUUCUAAUGAGGUUGCCUGUGUCUGGCUAUUACUUGCACAUUUAAUAAACCACAGUAAGCCAUUCCAGCAAAUUCACUAGAACAUUACAACCAGUUAGCAAUAGCUCUAGAAAGUGGCCAGCAUGCAGAUCUAAAUGAGUUCAGGGGGACUGUGUAUGAUCUGUGGCAAAAGGAAACAGUACUGCUAAAGACUGAAUUAUCAUAUGGGCUUAAUUCAUAUUACAGUAUAACUUGACAAUGUCAAUAGUAAAAACUAAGCACAGCAGGUAUUUGCUUGGCUUUGAGAUGAAAUCAGUGACAUCAAGACUACAUAAUUCAAUGAUCACAGACUACCUAACCAUAAUCAUCUUUGAGUUAGUGCUUAACUGUAACCAGCAGUUAUAUUAAUGGGGAUCAUUUACACACCUUACUGAAAUGUCUGAAAUACUGUAAGCCAACAUUUCUAUUCCUUUUAAUGUAUUGGAAGCAUUUAUAAGGACAAUACAUUUGAGCUCUGCUAGAUGUGGGUUAAAAUGUAAUUUAUUAAAUUUGUAAUGACAUAUAUACAAAAAUGACAGCA
Molecule: messenger RNA, 1603 nt
Organism: Scleropages formosus (Asian bonytongue)
Lineage: Eukaryota; Metazoa; Chordata; Actinopteri; Osteoglossiformes; Osteoglossidae
Gene: ndufa1
Product: NADH:ubiquinone oxidoreductase subunit A1
Exons: 3
Coding region: 155-367 (70 amino acids)
Cellular component (GO): respiratory chain complex I
Source: RefSeq, a predicted model, not a curated record